This is a messenger RNA of Rosa rugosa (rugosa rose), 3447 nucleotides long. RefSeq names its product ATP-dependent DNA helicase Q-like 5. Gene Ontology annotation, biological process: double-strand break repair via homologous recombination. Lineage: Eukaryota; Viridiplantae; Streptophyta; Magnoliopsida; Rosales; Rosaceae. Gene Ontology annotation, molecular function: ATP binding; nucleic acid binding; four-way junction helicase activity. Bases 13 to 2793 code for a protein of 926 amino acids. Gene Ontology annotation, cellular component: nucleus; chromosome; cytoplasm. The record is from RefSeq and is a predicted model, not a curated record. The transcript is spliced from 20 exons.
CAAUUGACGACGAUGGAGUCCGAUUCAGACUCAGACGGCUCUCACAUCUCGGCCACUCCGCCGCGGCCAAAGCCCACCCUUAUCUCCAGACCUAGGUCCUCUCAAUCCAACUCAAAAGCCAAAAAGCUCUUCUCCGAACCCCCGGCCCCCGCCAGACCCGACCCGUCUCCUCUUCUCUCCUCCGAUUUACCUUUCCAGAUACUCCGCCGCCCGCCCGGUCAAACCCUCGCUAUCCCGACCGUCGAUUCCUUCGUCACUCCCGGCUACUUCUCCAAAUCGGCGCCGUCGUUCUCGAAAAACCGACGUGUCAGCAUCGAUUUCGAUCCGGACACAUACGACCCGCCGUCUACUUUCUCACCGCCGAAUCCAAAGCCUCAGCCGGAGGCUGGUAUCUCUGGAUCUAACUAUUCUGCCGCCGAUUGGGUACCGCCGCCGCCGGAGCCCAAAGUUGAAGUUGCUAACAGGUCUGGGGUUUCAGCCAAAAUUGUGAAGAAAAACGUCAAUCUGAUUCGAGGUAAUGCUCCUUUGCCGCCGGUGAAGCUCAAAGGAGGAGCCGAAGGGAACUUUGUGAAGCUCAACCUGAACGGAAGGAAGCGCAAGUUUCUGAACAAGGGGAGAAGAGGAAGUACCAGUUCCUCAGGUCGUCGGAAAUUUUACCGGAAAGGUAAAAGAAAAUUGACAGCGCAAGAUGGAAAUGAAGGAGAUGAAGAUGGCUCGGUUACAGAGGCAAUUGCAGAGCAACAGAUUCGGAGCCAGGAGGACAGUAAAAGAGCCAAGAAAUUCAACCUGGAAGCGUUUGAAGAGGCGGUUGCGGCGGCUCGGAGUGAGCCGUCGGAUGAGAACUUGGUGAAGCUGUUGAGGCUGACAUAUGGCUAUGAUUCGUUCCGAGAUGGGCAGCUGGAGGCAAUCAAGAUGGUGCUGGCCGGAGAUUCGACCAUGGUUGUUCUGCCGACGGGUGCCGGCAAGUCUUUGUGUUAUCAGUUGCCUGCUGUGAUUUUACCUGGGGUGACUUUGGUUGUUAGUCCAUUGAUUGCAUUGAUGAUUGACCAGCUCAAGCAGCUUCCUCAUAUGAUUCGUGGUGGUCUUCUUUGUAGUAGUCAGACACUGGAAGAAGUUUCCGGGACGAUUAGGCUGGUUCAAGAAGGGGGCAUAAAAGUGCUUUUCGUCUCCCCAGAGAGAUUCUUGAAUGGAGAAUUCCUGUCUAUAUUUUCUGCCACUCCUAUAUCUCUUGUUGUGGUGGAUGAAGCUCAUUGUGUAUCUGAAUGGUCACACAAUUUUCGGCCAUCAUACAUGAGGCUCAGAGCUUCUAUGCUUCGUGCGAAGCUCAAUGUGAACUGCAUUCUUGCAAUGACAGCUACUGCCACAGCCACAACUUUGAGUUCUGUCAUGUCAGCUUUAGAGAUUCCUCCAAACAAUCUCAUUCAAAAAGCCAACCUAAGGGAUAAUUUACAACUAUCAGUGUCAUCAAGUGGAAAUAGAAUGAAAGAUCUGCUGAAGUUGAUCAAGUCUACUUCCUUUAAGGAUGUUCAGAGCAUCAUUAUCUACUGCAAAUUUCAGUUUGAAACAGAAAUGAUAAGCAGAUACUUAUGUGACAACAAUAUCAAUGCAAAGAGUUACCACAGUGGUAUCCCUUCAAAAGAUCGUACGCGUGUGCAGGAGUUAUUUUUUACUAACAAAAUUAGAGUGGUUGUUGCGACUGUGGCCUUUGGCAUGGGCCUUGACAAGAGGGAUAUUGGCUCUGUGAUUCAUUACACCUUACCAGAAAGCUUGGAGGAAUAUGUUCAGGAAAUCGGACGAGCUGGACGGGAUGGAAGGUCAUCCUAUUGCCAUCUUUAUUUUGAUGACAACACAUAUUACAAACUUCGAAGUCUUAUGUAUAGUGAUGGAGUGGAUGAAUAUGUGGUAAACAAAUUCCUCUGCCAAGUAUUCACCAGUGAUGAGAACUUGAAGGGAAAAAUUUAUUCGUUGGUUAAAGAAACUGCAUCCCGCAAGUUUGAUAUGAAAGAAGAGGUGAUGCUCACAAUUCUAACGCAGUUGGAGUUGGGUGAAGUGCAGUAUUUGCAUUUACUUCCAGAGAUAAAUGUAACAUGCAUUUUGAAUUUUCAUAAGACUUCCCCAGUUUUGCUUGCUGAAAAGGAUGUUCUUAUUGCAGCAAUUCUGAAGAAGUCUGAGACUAAGCAUGGACAAUGUGUGUUUGACAUACCGACUAUAGCAAAUAGCAUUGGAGUUACAACUACCAUCCUAACAAACCAUUUACAGAAUUUAAAGUUGAAAGGAGAAGUAACAUAUGAAGUGAAGGACCAAGCCUACUGUUAUACAAUUGUGGAGGUCCCUGCAGAUCUUUGUUCUCUAUCAGCACAGCUUACAAAAUGGCUAUCAGAGGUUGAAAGUUGUAAGGUGCGGAAGUUGGAUGCAAUGUUUAAUGCGGCAGUCUCUGCUGUUAAUAACUGUGAGAAGAUGGAAGGUUGUUCUGAUGCCCAGCAAACACUAUGUUUGCAAAGGAAGAUUUUGGAGUAUUUCAGUGAAGAUAAUGUUGAUGUCCCUAAUAAGAUGGGUAAAAGCAGCCCAUUUUUGCAAGCAGAUAUAAAAGUCUUUCUACGGAGCAAUUCACAGGCCAAAUUCACCCCCAGAGCUGUUGCAAGGAUCAUGCAUGGCAUUCCAAGUCCAGCAUAUGCUUCUGCAUUUUGGUCUAAAACUCACUUCUGGGGAAGAUAUACGCAUAUAGACUUCCAGGCGGUAAUGGAAGCAGCAAAGGCGGAAUUGAUCAAUUUUGUGAGGAAGGAUGCAGUCUAGCCAUUUUAGAGCUAAGGCAUCCUUUCUUGUUUAGUGAUCCAGAGGAGGGCUACUGAAGUCUGGAAAAGAUCAACAUCUUCAACCAGCAUGGAACAGACUCAACAGUGAUGAAUUCUCAACUCUGGUGCUAUACAUGUUAUGGUAGGUAAGCAUUAAGCUGCUCCCAUCUUUCUCCUAUGUAUCGAGUAUCAGCCAAGGCUUUGCCAAGGUCGGCAACUUUUGUGAAUACAUCAGCACCUACUAGAAGGCAUUACUUUUUGUAACAGGAAAGGCAAAGCCAAAAUCUACAUGGACAGAGGCGUUGAUUAAUGACCCAGAAAAUAGUUUACACCAUAUUUUAAGUUAUAUAUGGUCCAAGCAGAAUACACGAGCAGGUUCGAGUUGUAAUAAUGAAUCUAGUGAUCAAAAAGUCCUAAAGCCAUUAUGCAAGAGUUCUGUACACGCAAGGUGGCAAGAAGAGGCGCCAAGCAAAGUUGGAAGUUACUCUAACUCUCAAUUGUGAUUAAACAAAAGUAAAUUGGACGUAUUAUCAUGAAAUGUCAAAUCAGUUUCUAUUGUGCCAAUUUUACAGAUAAUCCUACCUGAUUCCUUGUUUUUGAGUAAUUUGGACUGUUCUUUUGAUAACCCUUUCACAUCUAUUGAUCCGACGCUCUG